Penicillium cosmopolitanum is the source of this 1374-nucleotide messenger RNA. Its product is annotated as Zn(II)2Cys6 transcription factor domain-containing protein. Lineage: Eukaryota; Fungi; Ascomycota; Eurotiomycetes; Eurotiales; Aspergillaceae. Gene Ontology annotation, molecular function: zinc ion binding; DNA-binding transcription factor activity, RNA polymerase II-specific. Gene Ontology annotation, biological process: regulation of DNA-templated transcription. The record is from RefSeq and is a predicted model, not a curated record. Bases 1 to 1374 code for a protein of 457 amino acids. The transcript has 3 exons.
AUGUCCCCCGAUUCUAAGACCAAGAUUCGCCCCCAGCAAUCCUGUGUGCGAUGUCGUGAACGCAAGGUUAAGGUAUGCUUUGAACUGGAGCUGGAGCUGGAGCUGAAACUAGGCGCGAUUAUCAUCUCGCCAUUCCUCCCCACCGCCACCCUCAUCAUUCCGAUGCCACCUUGUCACGCCUGUAUUAUCCGUGGCCUCGAAGCAGAAUGUACAUACCUCGCAACCGCCGAAGAUCAUGCGCAAAUCAACCAGGCCGAGAUCAUCGAUCGCUUGCGCCGUGAAGUUGCGCAGCUGCGGGGACAAUUGAGUCAGGGUCCUCGACAGGCUCCUAGUCCCGGCACCGUUCGUCGCCGACACGAUUAUGCGCGAAAAUAUGGAGGAGGCGCAGCUUCAAAUCCCAGUGCCAGCAAUAGUCGGAAUGGAUAUGCGGGGAAUCGCAUGGCGCAAAGGCAGAGUAAUGCUGGUGGAAGUGAGAACGAAGGGAGCUGGGCUGGGUCCUCCCCCAGUUCGUCCACGACUACUAUGACCAAUUCCAAUUCGGUGACUAUGACCAGCCCCGAUAGCACGGGAAGUGAGAAUGGUUCUACCAUGUUCUCGUAUCCCGCGGCUGGACCGUAUGGGACGAGUAUCGUCGCCGAGGCCGAAGGCGCGGGCGCAUUCAGCGAACUCGGCUACUCAACCUUAAAUAAAGAUUCAGACGAAGUGACUGUGGCCUACUGCCAACCCGGACUUCCAACCUUCGGCGAGAUCCCGGCCUCGACUCCCUUACUGCCAGGGAUUGUCUCGCAACCAAUCAUGCAUCCAGAAACCUCGCAAUUCCAGGGGAUCCCCCCCAUACAGCUGAACGGGCCGUACGGGGACGCGCAGGGCUAUAUCCCGACACGCGAUUACUACGAGAAACCAGACCCUCAGUCACAACCCCAACCACAACCACACGCAUAUCCAUGGGGUCACGAUGCAAUGGGAUCGCAAUUCUCGGCCCCUUAUUCGGAUUCCUCUUCACACCUAGCCUCUAUCAAUCACUUUGAUGCACACGCAAAUGCGCAAACCACAUCACCGCCGAUUCCGAAUCCGAAUCCGAACUCGUUAUUCCAAAGUCCGCCUGCACCACCACCAAUUAGUCAACACCAACACCAACACCAACUGGAUCCACUUCAGCGAGAACUCACCCCAAAUCCAAUCGAUUCAAUCCCAGAUUCUUGGAAGAUAGAAGGGAAAGAAGAGCUUCUGGAGACCUUACUCCAAACAAUCAGCAGCUGCGACGAGAAAUCCGUCGCGCAAGUCGUCAGCGUUGUGAGAGCCAGUGCCACGCCUGAGGCGGCUGUCUCGGGAAUAUGCCAAGUUCUAGGGAUCAGCGGAAUCAACGGCCAAUGA